AUGCUAACAAAUGGAGACGAGAGAGGCCGGACGAACUUUGUGAAUAGACGGUGGUCCAAUUUCACUAGAAUGAAGGCACCCCUGGCGGCUUCGCCUUGCUCUUCUAGUCUACAGCCUGCUCAGAGACAACUUGGGCCCAAGAGAUCUUGCCAGUUUGCUCAGUGGUCCAUGCUUCCAACCUUUGACCAAAGAACUGCCUCUUAUUAUCUGGAGGUGUCAAAGAACUGUCAAAAAGUGACCGUGUCACAGCAUCGACAGUUUUACCCUGAGAGUCGGGAGAGGUUCCAGAACAGCCAGAUCUUGUGCUGUGAAGGCUUCUCCUCGGGGCAGCAGUACUGGGAGGUGAACACUCGGGACUGCACCUCCUGGGCCGUUGGGGUGGCCUCCAGGGACAUCAUCGCCCACAGGCACCUGCUGGGCAGGACCACGGACUCGUGGUGCAUGGAAUGGAGUGAGGCCUCUGAAACAGUCAUCACCAAGGAGAGGCCCACGGUGGUGGGUGUAUGGCUUGACCUAGAGGGGAAUCAGGUCUCAUUUUACUCGGUUGAGAGUGAGGAGAAACUCUUACAUCGAUUUGAGCUUCCUGUCCCCAGGCCUGUUGUGUUCCCUGCUUUUUGGCUUUAUGGCCUACAGCCUGGGAACUCCUUGAUUAUAAACGAGGUAAGAGAUGAAGUACUCUCCUGUUGCUGAAACCAGUGACCAAGCUCAUAAGGGUCUUCUUGUCAACCAAUUAGCCAGUCAGUCAACAGAGAUUUAUUAAAUGCUUGCCAUGUGCCAGGCAUUGUGCUAAGAGCUGGGGUACAUAGGUCCAGUGGCCAAGUAACUUCUAAAUCAACGAUUAUGUUAAUACCCUCUGGUCCUGCAAUGUGGGUCAGUGGAAAAGCCACCCAGCUCCAAAGUACUUUGUACCCUCCCUUUCCUUCUCCUUCCUUUUCAGGGUAUAUUUUGAGAAGGUUGGAUCGAGAGUCAGAUUUGUAUCCUGGCAUUGCUUAAAACCUUAUGUGACUGGGGACCAAUGAUUUUUUUCUCUUUGGGCUUCAGUUUCUUGAUCUAUGAAGAGACCAUAGAUAUAUGGUCACAGG
Messenger RNA from Vombatus ursinus (common wombat), 1082 nucleotides. RefSeq names its product E3 ubiquitin-protein ligase RNF135-like. Gene Ontology annotation, molecular function: ribonucleoprotein complex binding; protein binding; ubiquitin-protein transferase activity. Gene Ontology annotation, cellular component: cytoplasm. Gene Ontology annotation, biological process: regulation of innate immune response. The record is from RefSeq and is a predicted model, not a curated record. NCBI's taxonomy places the organism in Eukaryota, Metazoa, Chordata, Mammalia, Diprotodontia, Vombatidae.